CAAACGUCAGUUGAUUAUAAUUCCGAAAAUCCUCACUUUUGUGAGAAUUUGGUUAUUUUCUUUAAAAUGGCCAAUAACUAUGGCAUAUCCGAAGCCGAGCUGCAGCUGGCUAAAACCCAGGCAGCUCGGCGACUAGAGAUGAGGAGAGAAUUCUUGAAACAGCGCACCAACCCGUGGAAAAACGCCGCGGAGUCUGGAUACGUCUUUGAUACAGCCAUACAAAGAUUCAACUCCAUGAAAGUCACUCAAUUUGAAUUUUUCGAAUCCAAUAGAAGGACGGCACUGUUUGGAAUUGCAACUAUUAUUAUCCCAAUGUUUGCCUACGGUUAUUGGGUAUGGACGGAACGCUCAGGCAGGGAAGCAAAAAUCCGUAGCGGCGAACUCAAGUACAGAGAUCGAUUAUUCAAAUUACAAUAGAUUAAUCGUGUAUUUACACACACAAUCUAAUGUCCUGUAGGGUUAUACUAUUGUUAAUACACA
Hyposmocoma kahamanoa is the source of this 480-nucleotide messenger RNA. RefSeq lists its product as uncharacterized. The transcript has 2 exons. Bases 67 to 417 code for a protein of 116 amino acids. The record is from RefSeq and is a predicted model, not a curated record. NCBI's taxonomy places the organism in Eukaryota, Metazoa, Arthropoda, Insecta, Lepidoptera, Cosmopterigidae. Gene Ontology annotation, cellular component: mitochondrion.